ACAUCUAUAUGUUCUAACUGUUCUAAGUCGAAGAAGAAGAAGAAGAAGAAUACGCAAGGAAGAUGGAUACACAAACAGUAAAUACUAGAAGAAGAAUAUUGAGUCAAGUAGUUUCCAGCAUUUUAGUAGAAUGUGGUUAUGAAACGUGUGAAAAACAAGUAUUAGGAACACUUACCGAAAUGCUACAGUCAUUUAUUAUAGAGAUCGGAGCCUCGGGGAGAAAUUAUUGUGAACUUUCGGGGAGAACGGAACCUCUUAUAGCUGAUGUGAUACUGGCAUUGAUUAACAUGGGCAUCAAAGUGGACAAUAUAGAUACCUAUGCAAAGCGAUCAAAUAAGACAAUCUUGCCGGCGCUCCAACAACAGACGCAGGCAAAGCAAUUGAAUAUUUUGCAAGCUGGCGUCAAGCAGGGCCAUCCGUCGCACAUUCCGAGCUACUUACCAUCUUUUCCAGACCCACACGCGUAUAUCAGAACUCCGACGCAUAAACAACCAGUAACAGAAUACGAGGCAAUCAGAGAAAAGGUAGCAACGCAGAAACGAGACAUCGAGAGAGCUUUAACGAGAUUUAUUGCCAAAACAGGAGAAACGCAUAGCUUAUUCCUCACAGAAGAUAACAGCAUGUUCCCUUUGAUAUCUUGCAAACCACAAUUUCCGAGUUACAUAUCUGCUCUUCUGCCACAAGACCAGAUAUUCGAGCCAGAUCCAGACUUUCAGUUUGACACAAAUCCGGUGAAGAAAAAGAAGGAGCAACAAAGCGAAGAAACGGAGGAAGGUAAUCAAACGCAAAAUGAAAAUAUGGAGCAAAAUGGUGAAACCACUACUCAGCAGGAUGUUAUAGAUAAUCCGUAUCUAAGGCCUGGAAAGAUGCCAAAAAAUAAAAUGCCAAGUAUGACGAUGCCUGGACAGCAAAAUUCUGUUAAAAAGGAGUCACUCGAAUCUCAAGUACCGUGACAUAUAAUAUCAAUUAAUAUGUAAAAUAAGAUCCAAAGAAAUUUCCAUUCAUAAUACUCGUCUUAUGAAUUGAAAUUCUUGAACUCGUCUUCAAUAAUGUACAGGUACUAUAUAUUAUAUUUUAUCUGUCUUUCACAUGAAUUAUAAAUAAAAGUUAAGUUACGACGACA
Messenger RNA from Vollenhovia emeryi, 1123 nucleotides. RefSeq names its product transcription initiation factor TFIID subunit 8 (gene Taf8). Gene Ontology annotation, cellular component: transcription factor TFIID complex. Gene Ontology annotation, biological process: transcription initiation at RNA polymerase II promoter. The record is from RefSeq and is a predicted model, not a curated record. Gene Ontology annotation, molecular function: protein heterodimerization activity. Lineage: Eukaryota; Metazoa; Arthropoda; Insecta; Hymenoptera; Formicidae. The transcript has 5 exons. The coding region runs from base 63 to 953 and encodes 296 amino acids.